This is a messenger RNA of Helianthus annuus (common sunflower), 809 nucleotides long. RefSeq names its product probable aldo-keto reductase 4. Bases 29 to 640 code for a protein of 203 amino acids. Gene Ontology annotation, cellular component: cytoplasm. The record is from RefSeq and is a predicted model, not a curated record. The transcript has 3 exons. NCBI's taxonomy places the organism in Eukaryota, Viridiplantae, Streptophyta, Magnoliopsida, Asterales, Asteraceae.
GCUUUUGAUGUUUUGUUUUCCUUAAUAGAUGGGGGAACUAAAGAAGCUAGUGGAAGAAGGUAAAAUUAAAUACGUUGGAUUAUCAGAGGCAUCAGCAUCCACCAUUAGAAGAGCUCACGCCGUGCAUCCAAUUACUGCGGUACAACUGGAAUGGUCCUUGCAGUCAAGAGAUGUAGAAGAAGAAAUUAUUCCCACUUGCAGAGAACUUGGGAUAGGGAUUGUUGCAUAUAGUCCUCUAGGACGUGGUUUUUUCUCACAUGGUCCAAAUAUGUUGGAGAAGUUGGAAGAAAGUGACGCCCGUAAGUACUUGCCAAGGUUGCAACCUGAAAAUCUCGAACACAACAAGAUCAUGUAUGAGAGGAUUAAUGAGCUAGCGACAAAGAAAGGUUGCACAACCUCUCAGCUAGCAUUGGCAUGGGUUCUCCACCAAGGAAAUGAUGUUGUGCCCAUUCCAGGUACCACCAAGAUUCAAAAUUUUGAACACAACAUUGGAGCUUUAUCUGUUAAGCUAACACCAGAAGAUAUGGCUGAACUUGAGUCUAUUGCAUCACCUGAUUCAAUCAAGGGGGAUCGAUAUGGUGCUGGUUUUAAAACAUAUAAGGACUCAGAGACUCUUCUAUUAUCGGCCUGGAAAGCUUAAUCAACUAUACGAGUGUUUUGUUUAUUCGUGUGCUCCUGUACACAGAAUACAUAUUCGUUUUCUUUUAAGAAAUGUCUUUUAGUUUUUAAAGCUUCGUUGCACUUGAUCAGCGUUUACUUUACUAUUGCAUGUAAUUUUGAGAAGAAUAAAUAAAGUCAUUUUUUUGUUU